Fusarium falciforme is the source of this 894-nucleotide messenger RNA. RefSeq names its product Cytosolic Fe-S cluster assembly factor CFD1. Gene Ontology annotation, molecular function: ATP-dependent FeS chaperone activity; ATP binding; 4 iron, 4 sulfur cluster binding. Lineage: Eukaryota; Fungi; Ascomycota; Sordariomycetes; Hypocreales; Nectriaceae. The record is from RefSeq and is a predicted model, not a curated record. Bases 1 to 894 code for a protein of 297 amino acids. Gene Ontology annotation, cellular component: cytosol. The transcript has 2 exons. Gene Ontology annotation, biological process: iron-sulfur cluster assembly.
AUGAGCCUCGACAAGGUCAAGAACAUCGUCCUGGUCCUCUCGGGCAAGGGCGGAGUCGGCAAGUCUUCUGUCACUACCCAGCUCGCUCUAUCUCUCGCUUCUUCUGGUCACUCUGUCGGUAUCCUCGAUGUCGAUCUCACAGGCCCGUCCAUUCCCCGCAUGCUGUCUAUCGAAGCAUCCAAGGUCACCCAGGUCCCUGGUGGAUGGGCUCCAGUGCUCGUGCACGAAGCCGAUGAGUCUAAAGGCCUGGGCAGUCUUCAUGCCAUGAGUCUAGGGUUUCUCCUCCCAAAGAGGGGCGAUGCAGUUGUUUGGAGAGGCCCAAAGAAGACAGCCAUGAUCCGACAAUUCCUCAAGGAUGUGCUAUGGGACGAGACAGACUACCUACUGAUUGACACGCCGCCCGGAACAAGCGACGAACACAUCUCGCUAGCCGAGACACUGCAGAGAGAUGCCAGACCAGGACAGGUCGCGGGCGCAGUCGUCGUGACAACUCCCCAAGCCGUUGCUACAGCAGACGUUCGCAAGGAACUCAACUUUUGCACCAAGACAGGCAUCCGUGUCCUUGGAGUCGUCGAGAACAUGAGCGGCUACGUCUGCCCACACUGCUCAGAAUGCACCGACAUCUUUGGAUCGGGAGGCGGAAAAUCCAUGGCCGAAGAGUUCAACGUUCCAUUCCUAGGAUCAGUACCCAUGGACGCUCAGUUCAUCACACUCGUUGAGGAGGGAAGACGGCCAACAUAUCCCUCAGGGACCACGGUCAACGGAAAAGACCUGUCCACUCCCCAGGGGGAAGGGGAGAGCUUGGUUGAUAAAUACCGGGAUUGCUCACUGUUCCAUGUUUUCGAAGCAAUCACUGACAAGGUGAGGGCCAAUGCCAGCAACGCGCAGACCUGA